AGACGGUGUUUUCUCGGUGGAAAGAUGAUAUAUAAGAACUGUGGUUGUCAGAGUUAUCGCGUGAAGGAUCGAUGGUCAAUCUGACUCUGAAUGCGGCGAAUCUCUAUGUCGUCUUCCUCAGUACAGUCUCGGUGUUUGGCAAAUUCUCGUGGGGCGAUACGGAGUUUUUGUUCGCGUUUGGAGAUUCCUAUACAACUGAUGGUUACAAUAUAUCUGCUGGCAUAGAUUCCCCAGUCCCGGGCUUCACCUCUUCAAACGGGCCAAACUGGGUCGAAUUCCUCGGUGGGACUUACAACGUGACAGAUACAACAGUAUUCAACUUGGCUUCCGGAGGCGCGACAAUCGAUUCGGCGCUUGUGCCCCCGUUUCUUCCAACAGUCCUUUCCGUCGUAGACCAAGUAUCCCAAUUUCAAGAAUUCCUCGCACCGAAGCCUGUAGGCGCUGAAUGGAGUAGUUCGAACUCACUUUUCGCAAUUUGGAUCGGGAUAAAUGAUGUGGGUAAUUCGUUUCCAUGGACCAACAUCAGCCAGCCGAUAUUCUACGAGAAAUUGAUGGCGCGACUCACCAGCCAGGUUGAAAUCCUGUACAAUUCCGGAGCCCGUUCCUUCGUCUUCCUCACCGUUCCGCCUACGGACCGCGCCCCGCUCCAAAUUGAACAAGGUCCUGAAGUCGCAGCUCAGUUCAAAGGCUUCCUGGCGGAUUAUAAUAAUCAGCUCGACGCAACGGUAAAUAACUUUACCCAACAUCAUCCCGAUGUCGACUUGGCCGUGGUGUUUGACACUCGACCCAUUUUCAACACUUUAUUGGAUAAUUCGCAAACGUUCGGGUUCGUGAAUAUCACGGGGUAUUGCGAGGCGUAUGAGAAUGGGACACCGGGUAUGACGACGCAGGUGGAAGGAUGUGCUCCCGUGUCCAGCUAUUUCUGGCUUAAUACCUUGCACCCGUUGUUCACCGUUCACAAUAUUCUUGCGCAUGCUCUGUCUACUGCUCUCAGUACUUGAACUGCCUGUACCCAUGUCAGUUCGCUAUAUAGCAUAUGCUGGCAGAAUGGUAUCUGCGACAUCCUCAAUUAAGGACAUUUUGUUUUUUCUCGGUUGAGGCAUAUAUACAUCCUCUAACGUCCAUCGCAAUCACAUGGUAAGAUUUAGGAGCGAGUU
Lentinula edodes (shiitake mushroom) is the source of this 1157-nucleotide messenger RNA. Its product is annotated as carbohydrate esterase family 16 protein. The record is from RefSeq and is a predicted model, not a curated record. Gene Ontology annotation, molecular function: hydrolase activity, acting on ester bonds. The transcript has 11 exons. Lineage: Eukaryota; Fungi; Basidiomycota; Agaricomycetes; Agaricales; Omphalotaceae. Bases 72 to 1001 code for a protein of 309 amino acids.